Molecule: messenger RNA, 1315 nt
Organism: Arachis ipaensis
Lineage: Eukaryota; Viridiplantae; Streptophyta; Magnoliopsida; Fabales; Fabaceae
Source: RefSeq, a predicted model, not a curated record
AUGGCCAGGAUGUCUUUAGACAACUCUGCGGGUGGCUCUAUAUAUAUAAGCGAAACCAUUGAGGAGGCUCAUGAACUUAUUGAGACAGUUGUCAUGAACCAGCAUCUGUACUCGGGUGAUGAGACUUCCAUAAAAGAAGAGGUUAAGGCUGUUUCUGCUGAAUCUGACGCUCGAAAACAGGAUGCCCCGUUGACUCAGCAGCUACACGCCCUUGCACAGCAGUUGCUGGAGUUACAAGAGGCUUUGAGAGAAACUCAGGCUUCCAACAAGAAUUUUCGCAAAAGCAAAACUCACACACUUAGUGAAAUUUUUGUCCCUCCAAAACUCACACUUAGCCUUCAUCUCAACCCCUUUCAGAAACCCUGUCACCAUCGAAGAAACCCUUCAAACCUCACCAUCGCGAAGAAACCCUCUCGCUACAGAAACCCUCUCACUCACCACUCACCGUUGCUCCUCUUCACCCUCCUCCUUAUCGCUGCGCCGCCCUCACCAUCCUCAUCUCUGCACUUCUCAUCGUCCUUCCCCUUUCAAUUCGAUCGAGUAACCCUCAUCUCUGCGCUAUAUACUGAGCUUAAUGAAUAUUUUUUCUUUGAUUCGUCACCAAUUCACGCUACCUGCACAAACUCGCGCGCCAUCUCCUUCGAUUCGUCGCCGCUGCUCAUCUCUUCUUCAAGGGUUUUCACCUUCGAUUUGUCGUCGCUCAUCUCUUCUUCACCGUUGCCAUUCAUCACCGCGCUCACCAAUGUCAAAAAAACUGUGUGCUCUCUAGCGACCUCUUCUCUGCUCUACUGUGAAGCAUCAAGGUUUCUAAUGAGGCAAAGCAUCGAUCCCUUACAAGCGAGUACUCUGCUUCAAUUUCUGUCGUGCUGUCUGACUCAACUAGCGCAAGCUGAAUGGAUCUUGUGUUUGUCGGUCUUCUUCCUUCUCUGUUUUCUUUUUUUUUGUCCUUUUCAUUUUCUCGUUGAGGAAGAACUUGAUUUUCCAAAGAAUGAAGGAUCUUUAUCUGGUAGCAUUAACAUUCUUUCCCCUGCUGGCUGCUGCAUUGGAUUGCUAUUCUUUUUGCUUUUUCUGCGUUGAGUUGAAGGGUGAACUUGAAUUGCUUGGAUCUUUGUGUGUCUUUUUUUUUCAGUAUUAUUAUUGAAGCGCAGCAUCUUGAGAAAAAUCUGAGUCGGUUUUGUUUUUAAAAUUAGAGUUAUAUGAUUGAGAUGUGAACAAAGUUUAUACUGUAGGAGAAGGACAAAGAACUUGCAAUAUGAGAUUUUCUCACAUUGUCGAUGAUUUUAUUUGAUUUCUUCUUAUUUUAUUAGUUUGGGGA